UUUGUUCUUGGCUCAAUCAGUGAGUGUGUGCGUGUGUGUGGAUCUCUUCCAGGGUCAGUAGCGGUGGCGGAGUUCGUUGCUGAGAGCCCACGCCUACUGCGGCUGGACCUCCGUGAGAAUGAGAUCAAGACCGGUGGCCUCAUGGCUCUCUCCCUCGCUCUGAAAGUCAACACAUCCCUGCUCAGACUGGACCUGGACAGGGAGCCUAAGAAAGAGUCUGUGAAAAGUUUCCUCGAGACCCAGCGAGCCCUGCUCUCGGAAAUCCAAAACGGCUGCAAACGCAACUUUAUCCUGGCCAAAGAGACAGAGGAGACGGAUCAAAACAUGCGCCAGUCUGCCUCCAUGCCCGAGAUCACCAUGGCACUGCCACAGACUGAGGAAGAAGUGGCAGCCGAGGAGAGCGGGCAGGGGGAGGGAGGAGGUACUGGCGAAGGAGGAGCUGGCGAACCACCAAUACGCAAACAGGAGGAGGAGAACGAAGGAGGAGCAACAACCUCUAACAUCCCGGAGCAGGAAUCCGAUUCAGAUACUGAUGAUGAAGUGGAGGGACCCACACAGGCUCCCGUCGCUGUGGAGAAGACGACGACGACUCCUCCCCCCUGCCAUCCUGAACCCCCAGCAGCUGCGGUGGUGGAGCCCCCUAGCGGUUCUGGAGACGCUGCACCUCCCUCUCGUUUAGAAGAUAAACCUGUGCCAGAGAUCACCCUGUCCGACCCCACUGUCACCCUCGGCUCCCCCACCCACAGCAACGAGAGACACAUUUCUGUCUCCAGCCCAGGCCGGGGCCAUAAAAUCUUCGUAGUGACCCGUGUGGAAAGCCCCCCUGAGCAGCCUCUGCAGGCGGUGAGGAAAGCACAGACCACGCCUUUGCCAAGCCCGUCAGCGACUCCGAUCCCGAGGAAAGAAGACGGGCAGGCCAGCCUGGCCGCGGAGGCAGGUCCACUAAAGGACUCUGGAUCGGAUAAGCCUGCCCCUGGUGUUGCUGACAGCCAUCUGCCAGACAUACCCUCCAAAGCAGAGGUCAGGGAGGGGGCGCUGUGUGCUGCGGCUGCAGGGGGCACCUUGCCCAACGGGCUCAAAGCAGAGUUCGCCCGAAUCCUGCCUGAAUUCUCCGGGACUCCUGAGCCCAAAGGGGUGAGCUACCCUGCUGAGAACGAGCUGAAUUGUUGGGAGGAUGAGAAGGAGCUGAAAGAGCUGCUGCUGGAAGCGAGCCUGGAGACUGGGAGAGAAGCACUGUGACACGGCCACGGGGUCCUUAACUCGGGAGAUUGACAACUGCAGGCCGUCCCUGGAACUCGGCUGCUUUUUUUUUUUUUUUUUUUUUUUUUUUUUUUU
Polyodon spathula (Mississippi paddlefish) is the source of this 1335-nucleotide messenger RNA. Its product is annotated as protein phosphatase 1 regulatory subunit 37-like. Lineage: Eukaryota; Metazoa; Chordata; Actinopteri; Acipenseriformes; Polyodontidae. The record is from RefSeq and is a predicted model, not a curated record. The transcript is spliced from 4 exons. Bases 142 to 1239 code for a protein of 365 amino acids.